Molecule: messenger RNA, 1758 nt
Organism: Drosophila arizonae
Lineage: Eukaryota; Metazoa; Arthropoda; Insecta; Diptera; Drosophilidae
Product: transmembrane protein 198
Cellular component (GO): plasma membrane
Source: RefSeq, a predicted model, not a curated record
ACAGGGUAUAAUCGAUUAGCCACCUACGCGCACAUGCACCUGUGCUUACAUUAACCUGCAAAAGCUGUUCCCCCCAGCAGAAAAGCUCAAACAGGCUUCGGCUCUAAGGGCUUUUAAGCUCCUGCUUAAGGGUUGCUGCCCACAGCUCUAGCUAUCUCCCUCCCUCUUGGUGCGUCUCGCCGUAUGCAGAGGCGUUUGCAUUGUCCUGUUGUCCCUGUUCAGCGCGAAUUGCCCUGCGUUGUUGUACCACAAGUAAAUUUAUCUUGGCCCCGAUAGAAAGGACGAAAUUCCUGCUGCCAAAUUUUGGACAAUGAGUGAGACGGCGGGCAAUGCCAGUGGAGUCGGUGCAGCUGGUGCUCCAGCUGCUGCAGCACUCCACUCCUUGGACAGCUACGAUGUGAUCUACGAUGCUGGACAGGAGCAUUCAGAUGAUAUGCAAAGCGUUUCACAUAUGGAUUGGCCAUUUUUGAUAAAGGGCAUCCUGGAGAACAGCCAGACAUGUGCGCCGACCACACCGGAGACUCUGCCCGCUCUGCUGUGGGCCAUCAUAGCCGUGUUUGGCAUCGUGUACGCCUUGCUCGGCUAUCGCUGCCUGCGCGCUGUUGGCUUCCUGAGCGGGUUGAUGGUGGGCGCCAACGGGAUAUUCAUACUGCAGGACUUCCAGAUCACCUGGCUGGGGAAGCCGGCUGACUCGGCGCUGGCCAUUGUGGCCGGACUCCUGGGCGCCGUGCUCGGCUCCACGUAUCCUGUCGCCUCGGUGCUGAUCAGCGCCUUUGCUGGCGCCCUGCUCUCCGGCGCUGCGAUGGCCGUCUGUGUGGCCACAAUGCCGGACAACGAGUUCGGGUAUCGCGAGAUCUAUGUGGCCGUGGUCGGUGGAGCCGUCAUCUGCUCGGUGCUGACGCUGUGCUGCGUCAAGUACGUGACGAUACUGACAUCGAGCAUUGUGGGCACGGCUAUGGUGAUCGGCGCCAUAGACUACUUCAUGCACAGCCUGGAGACAAUUAACUGGAUACUGAGCAUGAAGCCGCAUCCGCUGCCACCGCCUUGCUAUGGCGGUCUCUUGAUAACCGCGUGGCCCUUGACCAUUGUGAUCAGCAUCAUGGUGCAGUGCUUCAUCACCGCUUGGCGCGUGGAUCAUCGCAAGCGUCUCUACAUGCGACACCAUCCCCAGCAUCCGCAUGGCAAUCAUCAUCUGCCCCAUGGCCAGCCGGCAGCGGGCGCCGCGGGCGUCGGCAAUCCUCAUGUGCCGAUGCGUCGAUCGCAGUCGCGCACUCGCGAGACCCGCGAGGAGGCCAGGCAGCGCAAGUUCCGUUAUCUGUAUCAGGUGCGAACGGCACGCGGCGAUAUCAUCUCACAGAACUUUGUGUCGGCUCUGCAGAAGCGCAUUCAGCUAAGCGGCACGGAGACGCCGUCGGAGCGGUCCAUUAAGACCAGUUCCAAUGAGCGGAACACCUUCCGGAGCGAUCGCACUCACUUCACGACCAUCCACGAUCCGGAACUGUGCGACAAAAUCGAGAUCGUGCGCGACAUUGGAUAACAAACAAGCAAUAGCUACAUGUAACUAUAUCCGUAAGGGGGGACCGGAGUGUGGGGCGUGGCAGAUGGGACAUGGGUCGGGGGAAGGGAGCGAGACGAAGGCAGAAACUGGAGCAGAACUUACGGUUAGGGAUAGCUGAGACAUGUAGCUAAGAGGACGAAGGCAAAUUUUGAUCAAGACAAAACUCUGAAGAAGCUUUAACUAAAACAGAAGGAAAGAGA